Helianthus annuus (common sunflower) is the source of this 1708-nucleotide messenger RNA. Its product is annotated as CAAX prenyl protease 1 homolog. Gene Ontology annotation, molecular function: metalloendopeptidase activity. The record is from RefSeq and is a predicted model, not a curated record. Gene Ontology annotation, biological process: CAAX-box protein processing. Bases 203 to 1477 code for a protein of 424 amino acids. The transcript has 14 exons. Gene Ontology annotation, cellular component: endoplasmic reticulum membrane. Lineage: Eukaryota; Viridiplantae; Streptophyta; Magnoliopsida; Asterales; Asteraceae.
ACGGGUCAAGAAAUUUCAAACUUUGGAGCCACAUCAGCAGUUUUAUAACAGAAUCAGUUUCUCUGUGAUUUCUCAUUUCUUCUUCUUCUUCUUGUUGAACAAUAUCACUACACAUUCUGCCCUAAUUCUUCUUCUACUCCAUAACUUCUGCUAAUUCACUUCACUUCUGUACUUUCACCGAUCAACAUUCUCCGGCACACUCAUGGCGUUUCCGUACAUGGAAGCUGUAGUCGGGUUCAUGAUGUUGAAGUACAUCUUUGAGACAUAUCUAGAUUUGAGACAGCAUGCUGCUCUCAAGCUGCCAACGUCACUUCCUAAAACUUUGGAAGGGGUGAUUAGCCAGACGUACCUUGAAAAAUGUAGAGCUUAUAGUAUUGAUAAAAGUAACUUUCACUUCGUUAAGCAGUUUGUAACAAUAAUAAUGGACUCUGCUACUUUGCUCUUUGGUGUUUUGCCUUGGAUUUGGAAAAAAUCAGGAGUUGUUCUGGAAUCCACUGGCGUUGAUGCAGAAAAUGAAAUAUAUCACACACUUACAUUCCUAGCUGGUGCAAUGAUUUGGUCUCAGAUAACAGACUUGCCUUUUUAUCUCUACUCGACUUUUGUAAUUGAGGAACGAUAUGGUAUCAACAAGCAAACAGUUUGGCUGUUCAUCAAAGACAUGAUUAAGGGCAUGAUGUUGGCUAUAAUAAUAGGACCACCCGUUGUGGCUGCCAUCAUUUUAAUAGUACAGAAAGGCGGUCCUUAUUUGGCUAUCUACCUUUGGGGGUUUAUGUUUGUUUUGUCUCUUGUCACGAUGACGAUUUAUCCAGUUUUAAUUGCACCCCUUUAUAACAAGCUCACACCUCUUCCAGAAGGCGAGCUUAGGGCAAGAAUUGAGACCCUUGCUUCCUCUCUCAAUUUCCCUUUGAAGAAGCUGUUUGUUGUUGAUGAAUCUACAAGGUCGACCUGUAGCAAUGCGUACUUGUAUGGGUUCUAUAAAAACAAGCGAAUUGUUCUUUACGAUAAUUUGAUUCAGAAGUGCAAAAAUGUGGAAGAAGUUGUUGCUGUGGUUGCUCAUGAACUUGGUCACUGGAAACUGAAUCACACAGUGUACUUGUUUGUUGCUUUUCAGGUUCUUAUAAUUUUGUUAUUUGGAGGUUAUGCACUUGUAAAGAACUCAAAGGAUCUAUUCAUGAGUUUCGGAUUCGAUAGUCAACCAACACUCAUUGGGCUCAUGUUAUAUAUGCAGACAAUAAUACCUGUCCUGCCUCUUAUAAUCUUUGGCCACAACUUCGUAAGGCGUGCUUUUGAGUUUCAGGCUGAUGCUUUUGCAAAGAAGCUUGGUUAUUCUAAACCACUUGGAGAUUCACUAGUUAAGCAGGAGGGGAACUUGUCAGGAUUGAACGCAGAUCCCUGGUACUCUGCUUAUCACUAUUCGCACCCUACUCUGGUUGAAAGGUUAGCUGCCUUAGAUGAACCUCAUAACAAGGCAGAUUAACAACAUUAUUUUCAGACUCCAAAAAGUGAUUUAGCUGCCAUAGAUAUUACCACCUUUUUUACCCUCUAAAAAGUGAUACAUUUAUCAGUUUUGGAUGAGAGUUAGGACCUGGAAAAUGCUCUUGAGGAAAUUGUAUAGGGUAACAAAUAUCAUGUAUAUUCAUUUAGAGAACCUGUGAAUUUCAUGUAUACCUUUUGAAAUAUCAUAUUAUACCAAACCCAAUUUUACAUA